This is a messenger RNA of Sciurus carolinensis (gray squirrel), 2524 nucleotides long. RefSeq names its product beta-1,4-N-acetyl-galactosaminyltransferase 1 (gene B4galnt1). Gene Ontology annotation, molecular function: hexosyltransferase activity. NCBI's taxonomy places the organism in Eukaryota, Metazoa, Chordata, Mammalia, Rodentia, Sciuridae. Gene Ontology annotation, cellular component: Golgi membrane. Gene Ontology annotation, biological process: ganglioside biosynthetic process. The transcript has 12 exons. The record is from RefSeq and is a predicted model, not a curated record. The coding region runs from base 361 to 1962 and encodes 533 amino acids.
UCCUCUGAGCCCACCAGAAGGCGCCGCGGCGCUCUCAUUCCCCGCGCGGAGCCUCUGCCGCAACAAUCCAGGGAACCGAGCAGCGCUGCGCCGCGGUGUGAAAGCCAGGCGGCGGCCUGAGCCCUCAGGCCCUGCAAGAAACAACCAGAACCACCCGCGCGCCGCGAUCUACAAAGCCCCGAGUGUCGAAGGCAGGAGGGGUCGGGCGCUCUCCGGAGGCAGGAGGAUCCCUCACACUCUCAGGCACGCCCAGCUCCCGCAUCAGGCCGUCCCCAGCUCCAUGAGGACCCCCAGGCCGGGGCUGAGAGCCCGGAGCAGCUGGCACCGAAAUCUCGCGGCGGCCUUAGAGCGUUAGACAGGAUGCGGCUGGGCCGCCGGGCCCUCUGCGCGCUGGUCCUGCUGCUCGCCUGCGCCUCGCUAGGUCUCCUGUACGCGAGCACCCGAGAGGCGCCAGGCCUCCGCACCCCUCUUGCUCUGUGGGCGCCCCCGCAGGGCCCCCCCAGGCCCGAGCUGCCAGACCUUGUCCCUGAGCCCCGCUACGCACACAUCCCAGUAAGGAUCAAGGAACAAGUGGUGGGGUUGUUGGCUCAGAACAACUGCAGUUGUGAGUCCAGUGGAGGGAGUUUCCCCCUUCCCUUCCAGAGACAGGUCAGAGCCAUUGAUCUCACCAAGGCCUUUGACCCUGAGGAACUGAGGACUGCCUCUGCUGAGAGGGAAAAAGAGUUCCAGGCCUUCCUUUCAAGAAGCCAGUCCCCAGCUGACCAGCUGCUCAUAGCCCCUGCCAACUCCCCUCUACAGUAUCCUCUGCAGGGCGUGGAGGUUCAGCCCCUCAGGAGCAUCUUGGUGCCAGGGUUGAGCCUGCAGGCAGCUUCUGGUCAGGAGGUAUACCAGGUGAACCUGACUGCUUCCCUGGGCACCUGGGAUGUGGCAGGGCAAGUGACUGGAGUGACUCUCACUGGAGAGGGGCAGCCAGAUCUCACCCUUGCCAGCCCAGGGCUAGACCACCUCAACCGGCAGCUACAACUGGUCACUUACAGUAGCCGAAGCUACCAGACCAACACAGCAGACACAGUCCGGUUCUCCACCAAAGGACAUGAGGCUGCCUUCACCAUCCGCAUAAGACAUCCCCCCAAUCCCCGGCUGUACCCGCCCGGGUCUCUACCUCAGGGAGCCCAGUACAACAUCAGCGCUCUGGUCACCAUUGCCACCAAGACCUUCCUUCGUUAUGAUAGGCUGCGAGCACUCAUCGCUAGCAUCCGCCGCUUCUACCCCACCGUCACCGUGGUCAUUGCUGACGACAGCGACAAACCAGAGCGCGUUAGCGGUCCCCACGUGGAGCACUAUCUUAUGCCCUUUGGCAAGGGCUGGUUCGCAGGCCGGAACCUGGCCGUGUCCCAAGUAACCACCAAAUAUGUGCUGUGGGUGGACGACGACUUUGUCUUCACAGCGCGCACGCGGCUGGAGAGGCUUGUGGAUGUGCUGGAACGGACGCCGCUGGACCUGGUUGGGGGCGCAGUGCGGGAGAUCUCGGGUUUUGCUACUACCUACCGGCAGCUGCUGAGCGUGGAGCAGGGCGCCCCAGGCCUCGGGAACUGCCUCCGGCAACGGCGUGGCUUCCACCACGAGCUUGUUGGCUUCCCAGGCUGCGUGGUCACCGAUGGCGUCGUUAACUUCUUUCUAGCGCGCACCGAUAAGGUGCGAGAAGUCGGCUUCGACCCGCGCCUGAGCCGCGUAGCACAUCUGGAAUUCUUCUUGGAUGGGCUUGGUUCCCUUCGGGUUGGCUCCUGCUCUGACGUCGUUGUGGAUCAUGCAUCGAAGUUGAAGCUGCCAUGGGCUUCAAGGGAUGCUGGGGCAGAGACUUAUGCCCAGUUCCGUUACCCAGGAUCACUGGAUGAAAGUCAGGUGGCCAAACAUCGCCUUCUCUUCUUCAAACACCGGCUGCAGUGCAUGACUGCGGAGUGAUGGCCACUUGGGCUUUCCCCCUGUCAGGCUGGGCCUGUCUCCUUGUCCCUGCCAGGAUUGUCCAGCCAACCCCUCCAUCCAGUGAGCACUCCGCUGAAGAUUCCUGACCACCUUGCCCUUCACCUCUCCCCUUCAGAACCUGAUCCCAAAUAGGGGUUUGUCCUGGUGACACCCCUCCUUUCUGUGAGUGCCCAGGGGCCUGAGGAGCCAUAACCUCUCCCACAGCCAGUGCCAAGUCCUCCCCCCACCCCAUUCCUAUGGGGCAGGAAAUGGGGGGUGGUAAUUUUUCCAAGUGCCAAAGAGCCCAGGAGGACUCUAAAACCCUGAAGUGGAAGCACUCUCCUCUUGCCUCCUUGAGACUGAGGGGGUGAGAAACCUCCCAAUGUGCAAUCCCAAGGCUGUGCCUCCCCACCCCCAGCUCGGGAUCCAGGACUCUGUACCAGCUCCAGCCCACCCCCACAGAGACAACUUGUGACUCUGGAGUUGGGUGGGGCUGGUGAACACAUGGUGAAAGCCAUUUUUACUUGUUUCUCUGUGAUGCUGUGGGCAAGGAAGGAGGGGC